This is a messenger RNA of Penicillium egyptiacum, 591 nucleotides long. Lineage: Eukaryota; Fungi; Ascomycota; Eurotiomycetes; Eurotiales; Aspergillaceae. The record is from the annotation of a GenBank genome assembly.
AUGUCGCCCACUCCAUCGCCCGGAAACGACGUCUUCCUUAAUGGCCCGUCCAUGCGGCAGCCUGCCUUGUCCUGGCUGUACAGACUGGAAUGCGACAUCGCCAGGGAGGAAAUUAACAUUGGUGCCCCCCACGACGCGGGGAUUUUGCGCAGUGUCGCCAAUAUCCUGGGCGGAAGCAUCAAGGGCCCCGGAAUUGAAGCAACUGUCCUGUCUCUAGGAGGAGCUGACUGGGCCACGGUGAUCAAGGGAACCCACUCGAUGAAGCUCGAUGCGCGGUACACGGCACGCACCUCCGACGGCCACUAUCUCUACAUCCGCGCCCAUGGCCUGUAUCGUCCCGGCCCAGGAACCGAGUACGCGAAGCAAGUCGACCAAGACUGGACACAGCCCCCGAAGGCCGUAGUCACCCAAGACGAUGUGGAAUUUUUCUCGCAUUUGCGCCUGGAGGCGGGACCUGGCCCAUACAACUGGUUAAAUGGGCUGGUAUGCCUUGGCGUGAUGGUCUGCGAAGAUGAGAAGAUAUGGAUUGAUGCGUAUCAUCUCACGAACUUCCCGGGUAUCAAGCCGGAAGAUGUAGUUGCCAAGGCAUGA